Messenger RNA from Clonostachys byssicola, 729 nucleotides. The record is from the annotation of a GenBank genome assembly. NCBI's taxonomy places the organism in Eukaryota, Fungi, Ascomycota, Sordariomycetes, Hypocreales, Bionectriaceae.
AUGGAAGAAUCCAACGAGGAGCCGGGCUUCACAGAGUCAAAUCCACAGUCACCAAACUGCCCACCAUCGGCAGACGUAAGGUUUCGCUUCGGCAGUCGAACUAUCAAAGCUACCGGUUCCAUCUCCGAUUAUUUCCAUCCCCAUGUCCUACGUCUAAAGAUUCAUCGAACACCACUUCAACGAGUCAUCCAGUCGUUGUUCUCCAUCGUUUCGAGAGCAGGUGGUGUCUGGCUGCAGAAAAGAUUCCCAGAGUGGUUCCUGCCAGAGAGGAUCGAAGACGAUUUUGACCAGGAAGUGGCGGCCUACAACAAACUGCAUCGCCUUCAAGGCACUACCAUCCCUCGACUCCAUGGCGUGGUCGACUAUAAUCACACUCGCGCCCUCAUUCUUUCAGACGUUGGGGGAUUCUCUCUCGCAACACCACGGGCCGCAGUGCUAGACAAGCAGGAUCUUGAGCCUCUCUUGUAUGGUGCCCUCAAGUCCCUUGCUGAGUUGGGCGUUUGCCACGAUGACACCAAACUCGACAAUUUUCUCCUCGUGACUGAUGAGGGAAAGGAUAAGAUUAUGGUGGUGGAUUUGGAAUCGGCAGAUUUCGAGCUAUCCGAGGACGAUCUUGCCUGGGCAACACAGACCAAAACGAACUGGUUAAUGCGGCAGUACCAGAAUCAUCUGGAGUGUAUGGAGUAUGACGGCGUGCUUCUACCCCCCAAGCGGCCCCUCAGAAAGUAA